Molecule: messenger RNA, 932 nt
Organism: Aspergillus fijiensis CBS 313.89
Lineage: Eukaryota; Fungi; Ascomycota; Eurotiomycetes; Eurotiales; Aspergillaceae
Product: ubiquitin carboxyl-terminal hydrolase
Exons: 2
Coding region: 172-924 (250 amino acids)
Biological process (GO): protein deubiquitination; ubiquitin-dependent protein catabolic process
Cellular component (GO): cytoplasm
Molecular function (GO): cysteine-type deubiquitinase activity
Source: RefSeq, a predicted model, not a curated record
CCGAAAGUCAACCCCUCACCAACCAAACAAACCAUCUUCACUUACUCUUCUGCAUACGCUCUCCCACCCACGCAACUCUCCAUUUCCACGUCCAAACCAAGACCUGCAAUUACCUUAGAUCUGAAACAACCAAACCAGGCCGGUUGAUUCCUCCCUCUACCACCCGCAACAAUGGCCGACAACCCGGACGUGGAAUCCACCAACAAGGCCUUCGUGCCCCUCGAAAACAACCCCGAAGUAAUGACCCAUCUAAUCCACCAACUCGGCCUACCCCCCACCCUAGCCUUCACAGACGUCUACUCGAUCGACGAACCGGACCUCCUGGCCUUCGUGCCCCGGCCCUCGCACGCCCUCCUCCUCGUCUUCCCCGUCUCCGCGACCUACGAAACCGCCCGGAUCACCGAAGACAGCGGCCUGCCCGCCUACACGGGCUCGGGCCCCGCCGAACCCGUGAUGUGGUUCAAGCAGACCAUCCGCAACGCCUGCGGGCUGAUCGGCCUGCUGCACGCCGUCGCCAACGGCGAGCCGCGGCGGCAGAUCGUCGCCGGAUCGGAUCUGGAUGGUCUCGUGCAAGAAGCGGAGGCGCUGGACCCCGGGCGCCGGGCGGAUCUGCUGUACGAGAGUAAGGCGCUGGAGAGCGCGCACGCGGACGCGGCGCGGCUGGGCGACACGCAGGCCCCGCGGGCGGAGGAUAACGUGGAUCUGCACUUUGUGGCGUUUGUGAAAGGGGCGGAUGGACGGUUGUGGGAAUUGGAUGGGCGGAGGAAGGGGCCCCUGGAGCGCGGGGUGUUGGGCCCCGGUGAGGAUGCCUUGAGUGAGAGGGCGUUGGAGUUGGGGGUGAGGCGCUUCUUGCAGGUGGAGGCCCGGGGCGGGAAUCCGGAUUUAAGGUUUAGUUUGGUGAGUUUGGGGCCGAGUUUUGAUUGAUUCCGGUG